Aspergillus steynii IBT 23096 is the source of this 899-nucleotide messenger RNA. RefSeq lists its product as uncharacterized. The record is from RefSeq and is a predicted model, not a curated record. Bases 260 to 709 code for a protein of 149 amino acids. NCBI's taxonomy places the organism in Eukaryota, Fungi, Ascomycota, Eurotiomycetes, Eurotiales, Aspergillaceae. The transcript has 2 exons.
CGCCCUGCGCCAGGCGGAGGGUGUCAGACAACCCUCACCGUACGCGUGCGCUCCUGCCCGUUUCUUUUUUUAUGGCUUUUCUGCUGAGGGUGGUGGACUUGGAUCAAUCUCAACUGAUUGGUAGGAAAAGAGAAGAAAAGUUCACGCCGUGUUUCGGUUUUUCCAGCAUCCAAGUAACCCUACCCAGUCGAUACCUUCUAACUGCAGAACCGGGUUGCAACCCUUGAAACCGACCGGUGCAGAGGUGUGAUCUAAGCGCAUGAGCAUGAGCGAGGAAAUCGAGGUGCUCAAAGCAUGGAAAUACAUUGACUUGGCAACCUUGCGACAGGGUUGUAAACACGUUAUAAUCUGGUAUCGUCCGAUCUUCGCUGCGGAGGAAUCGCGCCCUCGCCUGCGCCUCCGCCUCAGCUGGGAGCAACUGGGUGCAGGCGAUUCUUGGGAGAUGGUCCAAAUUGGCCGAUAUACGAGCGUCCAAUUCGAUCCCUUAUCUUCCCUCCCCGUCUAUAAGCGCCGCGACAACAGUGGUCACAUUCGUGAUGCUUGGCAGGUCUAUGCGGGGACGGAAUCUGGGGAAAGUCUUUUCUCAGGACUCCGAGGAGGCAAAAUUACCAAUCUCCAUAAUUCAUAUCCAGCCGGAGACCCCCUGGUCCGAGAGCUCUCAAGCACGAGCUGCCAGGACAGGGGACCGAGAAAGCUGUUUUUAAAUUAAAUGCACAAGGAAUGCUUAUCCACUGGGCAGGGUUCAUCCCACCGAGUAGUUAGUCGCUCAAGCCCUCCGGUCGAUUAAUUACAUCGGUCUGGGUACGGGGGUCGGUUACGAUACGGCGUGGGCGGUAUCACAUUCGCAGUCGCUGUUGCGCCGUAAGGACCACGGCUCGGGCGCUCUUACGCCCACGCAC